Messenger RNA from Nerophis lumbriciformis (worm pipefish), 1384 nucleotides. It is a transcript of the gene nup43, whose product is annotated as nucleoporin 43. NCBI's taxonomy places the organism in Eukaryota, Metazoa, Chordata, Actinopteri, Syngnathiformes, Syngnathidae. Gene Ontology annotation, cellular component: nuclear pore outer ring. Gene Ontology annotation, molecular function: protein binding. The record is from RefSeq and is a predicted model, not a curated record.
UCGUUGAGGUUUGAUCCAAUGGGCUUGCUCUCCGGUAGUGACGUCAUUUCCCGUAGUAAGGGACCAGGCGCGUAUUUUGGCGUUGAAUGCUAAGCUAGCCUGAAAUAAACGUGUUUCUAACGUAAAUAAGUCCCGUUUUGAUGGAGGACAUUAAUGCCAAGUACGUGUCUCAGAAAAUAAGCAAAACGAGAUGGAGGCCAGUUUCGUACUCGUCUCUGCAACAAGCUGAAGUCUUUGCCACUGGGUCUUGGGAUAACGAGGACAAUACGGUUUCUCUUUGGUCGAUUGGGAAUAAUGGACUUUCUGGUGGGGAAGAUGGAUAUGAUGGCGAUCCGGAGCUUUUGUGUCAACACAAACAUGAAGGAGAUGUUCUGGAUCUUCAAUUUCUGGACCAAGACCGAGUGGUCACAGCCUCGUCAACUGGAGGAGUUACCAUUUUGCGCUACAACCAAAACCACCAGGCUCUCUCGGUUUCACACCAGUGGCCAAGAGCCCAUCAUUUUCCUUGUGACCGCGCUCCCUGCACCGGCGUGGUGUGCAGCAGUCCUGAGAUCGUCACAGUCGGUGAAGACGGCAGGAUUAUCGUCUACCGAGCCGACCAGGAAGGAAUCGUUCGGGUCAUAGAGGAAGCAGAUAGCAGCACAAUUCACGCCGUGACUUACCUGCGAACAACAGAGAUCCUGACGGUAAACUCCAUCGGCCAGCUCAAGAUGUGGGAUUUCAGACAGCAGAGCAGCUCUCCCUCACAGAUACUUUCCCUGUCAGGCGAUAGAGUCCCAUUGCACUGCGUGGACAGACAUCCAAACCAGCAGCACAUUGUGGCCACAGGAGGCCAGGAUGGGAUGCUGUGUGUUUGGGAUGUGAGACAAGGCAACACACCCUUCUCACUCAUGGAGGCGCACUCUGCCGAAAUGUGGGAAGUGCACUUCCACCCAACCAACCCAGAUCAUCUGUUCACCUGCUCAGAGGACGGCUCGCUGCUGCACUGGGAAACAUCUUUGCCUUCAGACAUGCCUUCCUUCUCGCAAGGUGGUAGAAACAACAGCAUGAUAUCCCGCAGUGCAAUGGCGCCAGCGGGAGGGAACCAGUCCCUCAUUAAUGCCUGGCUGAGCGGAGACUCCAGUAAAGGCCGUCUGGAGACAACUCACAUGCUGCCGAGUCAAACGCUGUCUGUAAACAGUGUGGACGUACUCGGACAGUGUCUUGUGUGCGGGACUGACGGAGAGGCCAUUUUUGUUAACAGACAGAUCCCAGUUUAAACUAUUUGCAAACUUAUCACAUAAAAGUGCUUAUUAUUCUGCAUGGAUAAAGAAUUCCUAGAUAAAUAUUUUGCCUUGUUUUGUAUAAAUGUCAAUUGAGUGAUUUUGGAAAAUAAAAAGUAAUG